AUGAUGUCGACGAAGCUUUUCGUCGUUCUCGCCGGUCUCGCCGUCGCCCAAUUUUCGCCAAAUCUCGAUUUCAUCGGAUUCGCUGCCAUUCAGCUGCCGGCCGACGACGACAGCGACGAGAAGUUCGACGCGCUGCCGCGAGUGUGGCCGCAAUUUGGCGCCACACGCCAAUUUGGCGAUGGCGACGACGAUGGCCCGACACACUUUGGGAAUCAAGAAAAUUAUGGCCGCAACACGAUGGCGAAUCGAAAAAUUCUCCAACACGCCGGCUAUCUAAGCCUAAUCAACGACAAGGACAAUUUCCAGAUCGCCGGCUGUAAUUGGAAUGUGUUCAUUGCGAAAUGCUCGGAUGCUCUCGGAUUGUGCAAAGGCGGCUGCCGCGACUUCUCGAUGAGCCUCAACGCCAUCAUUCACGACUGCCGAUGCGUUCCCUACGGAUUUUCAGCAUUGCUUAAAUUGGCCGGUUGA
This is a messenger RNA of Caenorhabditis bovis, 468 nucleotides long. Lineage: Eukaryota; Metazoa; Nematoda; Chromadorea; Rhabditida; Rhabditidae. The record is from the annotation of a GenBank genome assembly.